Messenger RNA from Cynoglossus semilaevis (tongue sole), 2997 nucleotides. RefSeq names its product protein atonal homolog 7-A-like. The transcript has a single exon. The record is from RefSeq and is a predicted model, not a curated record. Gene Ontology annotation, biological process: sensory organ development; positive regulation of transcription by RNA polymerase II; axon development. Gene Ontology annotation, molecular function: protein dimerization activity; DNA-binding transcription factor activity, RNA polymerase II-specific; E-box binding. Lineage: Eukaryota; Metazoa; Chordata; Actinopteri; Pleuronectiformes; Cynoglossidae. Gene Ontology annotation, cellular component: nucleus. Bases 1564 to 2040 code for a protein of 158 amino acids.
GUGAAAUGAGACAAAUUCGUGUGUCCAAGUCUUUGUGUGUUCCCAAAACAUCAAAGUCUCUCAGAGUCCUGUUGGUCAAUUGGUUGCUUGCUCUGAUUUGCUCUCUGAUUGGUUGCUCACAUUGAUGAGUUUCUUGAUGUUUUUUUAAUCUGGAAGUUGUUUUUUUUUAAUAACUACUGAUUUGUCAGAUUUUUUUUUCUAGAACUUCUUGAGAGACUUUUAACGGCUUCAUUUAGAUAAAAGGUUAAAAAGAGAACAUCACAUCAAAUCACAGAUGAGAACAAAACUUUAGAGAAUGUGUUGAAAAUAUAAACAAAUGAGAAAAUGACAAAAUAAUAAGAGGAAGAAACACUUAAGACGAUAUUCAUUAGUCAAUUUAUAAAAAACAAAAGUAAAAAACAACAGAAUUAAACUAAAACUCUGGAUUGUGGGUGGUGCAGCAGAAACCGGUGGAGGAGAAACAACAGCAGGUCGGAGGCCUGACUGUGGUCCAGUGGGCGGAGCCUGUGGUUUGAUCUGCGGCCUGUGUCCGUCCAAUGAGGCGUUUCAUUGGGUUAAAUAAACCGAAGCGAGGCCAACGACUGUGGAGUGAGGAGACAAGCCAGAGGAGUUGGAGUGAGGAGCGCCUCCUCCUCCUCCUCCUCCUCCUCCUCUUCCUCCAGCAGCCAUCUUUGAACCAGCAACAGCAGCGACAUCCUGCUGUGGUGUUUAAAAGGGGAGCUGGCACACGACAACAGGACGUGCUGCUAAAUCCAGUCAGAGCGUAUGACGACGCCAGGCCCUGUCACUCAGAGUCAGGUUUGACCUCAGGAGGUCACGACCACCGCCACGCUUUCAGUUAUACACUGAGGAAACAACAGCCGAGAGAAACUCACAGAACGGCCCUUUAACUGGAACUGAUGAGUCAAGGCUUGUUUACAGGAAAAUCUAAAAUGUCAGAAAAGAUGGACGCAACAAAAAUAAAUAAAUAAAUAAAAUAAAAGGUUUAAUUCAAGUCUAAAUCAACAGUAUUUGAAGUCCGUAAAACAACCACUCUCUUAGACCAAAGUCCAUGUAGAAAAUGACUGAUUUCAUUUCAGAGACACAGAAGAAAUGACUGCCUCCUGUGGUCAGUUUGUGUCACUGGUGUAGAUCUGAAUGAAGGAUUUGUAACGGCGAAGUGAUAAAAGAACACAUUUGAACUUAGUCACGGAGGCAGGACUUUUGUAUAGGACGUUGUUUUAACCUCGGAACGUAAACAAAAACGUUAAAUGUUUAGUACAUUUAUAUUUACAUUUAGGGAUAAAUAUUCUUUGGUUGAAACAAUGAUUUCUUUAGAUGUAACCUCUUCCUCUGCCUGACUGCUCCUCCUCCUGCUCCUCCUCCUCUAAAGGAGUUUCGAUGAACUCUCUUCAAUCACCUCCUGCUGUUUUUCUUCAUCAGCAGCACACGACCCUGUCCACGCCCCCGGCCCGCGCACUGCGCGUGUCCGCCGCUCCUCUGGGCAUAAAUUGAGUCAAAGUUGGAGUGGAACUCUGUUGAAGUGAAGAGGAGUGAAGAAGAGUGAAGAGGAGUAAGGAGUGAAUGAUGGCACCGAGGAGAAGCCUCUUCAUCAGCGGCCCCGCUGACACGCACGCUGACUUCCACGCACUCGCUGACGCGCCGUGCGCCGUCGUGGAGCUGCGGCUCGGACCUCCUGCCGCAGCCUCCGGAGGUGUACAACUCCUGCAGCCUGACAGGUGCUCCUCCUUGGAGCGGGCUCAGAGGCGGAGGAGGCUCGCGGCAAACGCCCGGGAGCGGAGGAGGAUGCUGGGACUGAACGUGGCCUUCGACCGUCUCCGCAGCGUCAUCCCCAAACUGCAGAGCGAGAAGAAACUGUCCAAGUCCGAGACCCUGCAGAUGGCGCUAAUCUACAUCAGCACUCUGAGCGAACUGCUGCAGGAGCAGGGCCGCACCGGCCGGGGCCACAGUCAGGGGCCCACGGAGGAGGAGGAGGAGGAGGAGCAGGAGGAAGAGCCGGAGGAGACGGAGAGGAGCUGGGACAGAGAGGAGCUGCUCUGACGACGGCGGUCAGGACGUUAAAGGGCCAAUCAGUGAUUUAAAAAAAACAUUUCAUCAAUCAAAUGUUUUUCUUCCAUGUUUGUUGUUUAAACUAUUUUCAUAUUAUUAAAUAUAUAUUUUUUCACCAAAGAUCCUGAGUUGUUGGUUUUCAUCCUCCUGAGAUAAAUAUGUCAAAUAAUGAACAUUUUAAAUAUAUAUAUUUUUCAACUAAAGAUGAAAUUUGUUAAAAAAAAGUCUAUUUUAAAAAACGUUCUGAAUAAUAAAAUAACUAAAAAUAUCAAUACUUUUCCCUAAAACUUUUCUGAAGCUCAGAACAAAUGUAAUAAAAUAAAUGACAUGAAUCCUUUAAAUGAAAAGACGAGAAACAAACAAGAAGAAAAACUUCUUACCAGUGACUGGAGUUCUUUCUGCUGCUUUUGUCCUUUUUUGGAGAAACAAAAACAUUAACAUUACAAAAAUAUAUUUUCUCAACAUUCCUUCAAGUGACAUUUGUACAGAAUUAAAAAAGUAAUUAAACUAAUUCAACACCAGAAUCAGGACUCAGUGGAAACGACUGAAAGAAUGGACUUUCAUCCUGCAGUGUGAAACCAAAGAGUGAAAACUGGAACAGUGAUGGGAACAAAAAGACGACGACGACAAAGACGUCAACGAAAAGUUUAUUUAUUCAUUUUUUUGUUUCAUUAGAAAAUGAAAAAUAGAGUCAGAUUCAGGAAAAAGUAGAAUCUACUGGUCUAAACUCUUACAUUUAAGCCCCGCCCACUCCCCCUCCCUCCUCCAGUUUCUCUCCUCCGACACGAGGAAACUUUUAUUUACAAAAUAUUUACAGCAGUAAAACGAACAAUAACAAGACUCGUCCGUUUGUUCUGCGGACGUGAAUAAAGCUCUGUAAACUCUGACGGGAGUGUGUGUGAGCGCGCGCGUGUGUGUGUGUGUGUGUGUGUGUGGAGCACCUCCAAC